Messenger RNA from Penaeus monodon (black tiger shrimp), 678 nucleotides. RefSeq lists its product as uncharacterized. The record is from RefSeq and is a predicted model, not a curated record. NCBI's taxonomy places the organism in Eukaryota, Metazoa, Arthropoda, Malacostraca, Decapoda, Penaeidae. Gene Ontology annotation, molecular function: nucleic acid binding. Bases 1 to 678 code for a protein of 225 amino acids. The transcript has 4 exons.
AUGGUGGUGAGAUUCAAUGCCACCCUUAUCACACAACUAGCUAAAUAUUGUGAGGAAGACCAGCACGACUCGGAUGAGUGGGUCCCAUACAUGCUAAUGGUGUACCGGGCAGCUGAACACAAGGCCACAGGGUUCACACCAUCUUGUCUGAUGUUCAGCCAUGAAAUCCGCCUCCCAGUCGACCUAGCAACAGGAAAGCUACCGGAUGAAAGACUGCCUGCACCACACACCGAAUACGUGAGGACCCUGCAGUGUCGAAUGGAGGAGACCAGGCACCAAGCAAGUCAGCACCUCAAGAUGGCAGGCCAGGCGAUGUGGCGGCGGUAUAACGAAUGGGCCAGGGACGCAAUGUACUGCCCCGGGGACCAGGUGUGGCUUCACAAGCCACUCCGGAGGUCUGGGAAGUCACCGAAGCUCCAGAAUCCUUGGGAGGGCCUGUACACUGUGACAGAGAGGAUAUCUGCCACUCGAGCUGAUGAAGGCAUAGGAGUGAACACUCGUCAGAGGCUGCUCACCGAACCCAGUAGGACAGGCAGUAAAGGAGUGCAGCAUCCUGACACAUUAAUAAAGGUAUAUGAGACUGUGUAUUCUUUGCGCAAGAAUAUAUGCGGGAAAGAGGAAUGUAAAAUAAUGGAACAUGGAGCAAGUAUUCUUGAAACAGAGCUGUCAAAAGCUUAG